GACCGGGCGGUAGUCAUUAAAGGCACAGGAUCUCGUAGAAAAAGCCACCGUGUGCGGGCCCUCACACCAGCGCGGUGCAGGCGCAGCUCCAGCCCUGGAGUGGGAGGGUGGACGAUGGCUCUGCCUGCCCAGCAGGUACCUGACCGGCCUUGUGCCGGGCGUUAGGGCUCCACAGGUGAAAACCAGAGCUUGCCGGGAAUAGCGGCGUCAGUGCCCAGAGGCACGGCGCAGGCGUGUGCUGCUGGACGCUGACCGCCCCUCCUGAGGAGCGCGUCAUGCGGUGAUGUCACCGUCGCAUGCAAUCAGAGGGUGCCGACACGGAGCGGGACAGCCACCCACCGCCGUCUUCCUAGGGGUGAGAGACGUUUGCCCGGGAGACUGCGCUGGGCCCUGUGGAGAGCAUGACGCAUGGUCAGCCCUGAGUCUCCUGCAUCGUCCUGGGGAGGCGUAAACGGCUCACGGCGAAGGCAGGGAGCAGGCAGCUUCCUGGCGCGGGGCUUGGCUCACGGCGAAGGCAGGGAGCAGGCGACCGGGCAGCUUUCACAGCAGAUUCCAGAAAGUCCAGGGUGAACAGUGCGGGAAGGACACCAUCGUGUCAGGUCACGGCCCACCCUGAAGACGUCGCUUUGACUUCAUUAUCUCUUUAAAGAUUUGGUCUGCAAGUGUGUUUUCUGAGGCGCGAGGGGUUAGGGCCUGGACGUCUGAAUGGGUGGGGCCGGCAGGUCAGCCACAGCAGACACUCCACGAGCUGUGACCAGGGUGAAUGUUUGUAGGAGCGGGGGGAGUUGGAGGGGCUAGGACAGGCUGCAGGUGUGUCUCAAACAACGUAACGAGCAGGGCAUUGCCAUAGGGGACACAUGAGGGACAAAGAAUUUUAGAGUUUGAAGCCAGAUGUUUAUAGAAUCUCGGGGUUUGUGCUUCAACAAAUUUUGCAUUUUAGCUUAAUGGAAAACUAUUGCUUUUAAUUUUUUUUAUUUUUACAUUUAUUUGUUUAUUUGAAAGACAGUUACAGAGAGAGGGGCACAGAAAGAUCCCUAGUUCACUCCUCAAAUGGCCCUAGGAGCCGGGGCUGGGCCAGGUGGAAGCCAGGAGCCUGCGUCUCCCUCCCACUCUCCCAUGCAGGUGCAGGGGCCCAAGGAGUUGAACCGACUUCUACUGCUUUCCCAGGCGUUUUAGCAGGGAGCUGGAUCGGAAGCGGAGCAGCCAGGACUUGAAGUGGCACCGUGUGGGACGCCAGCAUUGCAGGCAGCGGCGUAACCUGCUGUGCCAGCCCUGUCAUUUUGUCUUUACUGAGGUCAGGGCUGACUCUUCAUUCAAAUCCUACCCAGGUCUCAGCUGAGAUCACGACAGGGUGUGUCCUCACCGUCCCCUCCAAACCCCCACUCCUGUAACCAGCCGGGCUCCCUCGGUGCCCGCGAAGCUCCCGGCACAAACGGAAGCCAGUGGUUUGCCUCCCCAGGGAGCUGCGGGCCUGCUCUGAGGUGAGCACUCCUGUGUUUGAGACACAUCCAGCCAUGCUUGCAUGUGGAGGCACUAUAUAAGUUGAUUUCCUGAUGGUCAUGGGUCAUCCAAGCAGUGUUCUGGGCUCAGUGUGCCAGCAGGGUGCGGGAUGGGAAGAGUGCCUUCCACGUGGGAAUGAUUAGUUGAGUUCUUUAAUAAGAGCAUAAUUGGCUUGAAUAGAGACAGGAGUUUAUUGUAAAGAUACUGGUUGCUUUUGGAGUUUAAGGAGAAACUGUUAAUAUAUAUAUAUGGGUCAGGAAGGACAAAAACCAAGCCGACUCCAGGAAUCUGUAGCAGGCGCUUGUGUGUCGUGGGUUCAGGUUGUCACUCACUGUCUUCGCACUCUCAGGGAGGAAGUUUCUAGUUGGCUUGGCUUUGUGUGUGCCUACCCCAGAGUGGAAACGGGAUCGUCGCCCGGGAAGAGCAGUGUCUGUUGGGCGGCGGCAGAACAGCAGCGCUGUGACCCGAGGUGCAGAGUAAGGGCCGAGCCAGGUGACGGUGGGGCCAUUGGCUGCACCUCUGCACCAAGAUCAGAUCCCAGAGAGGGGCUGCGGCCCCGAAAGUGCGUGAGAUGGCGUGCGAGGCGGUAACGCGACUCCUCCUGAGGGUCACCUAAGCCAGCCUGGCUUUGAAAUCCGAGGCGUUCAGAUAAGUCCUGAAUAUCUGCACUGUCGGAGAAGCUGAGAGCGACUUUUACUAUCGGAUAGCAAGAUCAGGUGGAGAGCGGUGAGGGCUCGGGGUGAGCGCUGUCCAAGUGCAGGCCUUAGGAUUUCUACCACGUGUUUCCCUGUUCCGUGCACCCCUGUUUUCCCCAGUGUCAUGGUCAGGACUGUGUGAGCGGUCUACAACAUUCCAAGGGACCAGCGUUCCCUGGGGUCAGUUUCAGGUUAAUGUUUUGGAUGUCAAGAGAUGUUUUCCUUCAGAAUUUGUAAGGGUGGUCUGGGCUAGUCCUGGGAUCAAGCUAGCUUGUACCUUAGCUCCGAUCCAGCCUGGGUUUAGUGGGAUUGUCGAGGGGCCAUGCCUUUCUCGCUGCUCACUUCCUGCUGUCUUGUCUGACGCCCCGCCGUGCUGUGCUUGCUUUGUGCGGAAUGAUCUGAGUCCAGAGCCACCUGCCUGCCCCGUGUGCCCCACGCCUUCCUCCCGGUGAGCAGGAAGCACUCAGAGGGAGCUGAUUCAUGUUGAGGGAGCGCCCUUGCCCCUUAGCGCCUGCGCUGGAGGGCUGAGGUUGCUGUGGAGGGCUCGUCUGCAUGCGGCUGUCAGGACUUUGUCUGCUUCUUGAGAGCCUCUGGGAACGUGGGGCUGGGGCCAGCUUCCAGGAGGCUUUUUUUUUUUUAAGAUUUAUUUGCUUACUUGAAAGAGAGAGCAGGCAGAGAGAUCUUCCAUCUGCUGGUUCACUCCCAGAUGGCUGUAAUAGCCGGAGCCGGGCCACUCUGACGCCAGGAGCUUCGGAAUUCCAUGUCUCCCACGUGAGUGCAGGGGCCCAGGGCUUGGGCCGUCUUCCGCUGCUCUCCCAGGUGCAUUAGCAGGGAGCUGGAUCAGCAGUGGAGCAGCCGGGACUCGAACCGAUGCCCAUAUAGGAUGCCAGACUGCAGGCAGCAGCUUUCCCCACUCCACCACGGCUCCAGCCCCGCCUCCGGGAGUUGUUAGGCCCACCAAGAUCAGAUGAACAUUUCAAAAAGCGGAUGUGGUAGAAAUUUGAGGAUUAGAGCCUUUUACUACUGUAAUUGUCAGGUAAAUGAUGGGUCCCGUGUCUUCCCUCAAGUCCUCACUAGUCACUCAUCCACCCAUUCCCCACUGUGGCCACAAUGAUUGCUCCUAACACGAGCGUUUUCACAGCCCUCUGCUCCUCCAUCAUAUUCCUGCCUGCUCUGUCCGGGAGUCUGAGCCGCUGCAGAGCAAGGCGGCCAGCUCGCUGUCCUCACCCAGCACCGGCUGCGACCUGUGCAGGGCAGGCCCACAGGAAGUAAGGGGGGAAGACGUGCACUUGCCCGGUGGGAGGGCUGCACACACCCACGGCCUGCAAGCACGGUGCGUCUCCUCACAGAAGUGUCAGCCGUGGGUAGCGUUAGCCCCGUGUACCAGGUCAGGUCACGUGACACGUGCGAGGUGGCACACCCAGCCAGCGGCACAGCCGGGAUCGGCAGCAAGUAGGCCGAUGGGAGGGGCUUUUCCAUGGAACUGCACCGCCUUCCGCGAACCCCUUCCCAUCAUGAUGCUCUCAUGUUGGAAUGCCAGGAGACAACACGGAAUGGCGCUGCGGCAGAGUUUGGGAAAAUGUGUGCGAAUUCCCGUGGUUAGUGGGGCGCCCUGUUCCAGAAUCUGACUUUCCUAUGCGGUUUUUGCUCAGCUUUUCCUGCAGCUCAAGCAGGGCGUUUGUGCGCACUUCACCCACGUCUCCCGAGCCCCGAGGUUUUCCCACUGCGACUUCAGUGGCAGAACUUCUGCUCCGAGGGGUGGGGUAGAGAUGAACAGUGGGAAAGGAGUGGGCCGGAGACAGCAGCAGCGAUCCCUACAGCCCGGCUUAAGAGGACUGGACGUGGGCUUUUUCUGCUUUUUGGUCAUGGAGAAGUGUGAUGCCUUCAGUAGAAACCAGGCUUUGGAUUGUGAGCUUGGACCUCUUCCGGGUUAGCACUGUGUGGUCUGUCGUUCGUGACACUGGCAUCGGCCACCAGGGAGACCCCUGACGCUGCGCGGGGGUGGCCAGUGGGUUACAUGGACGUGUACUGCUGGUGUUUUAUCCGGACACAACCCUGUCGUGAGUUAGGGAGCAUCUCUGUUUAUGCACGAGAUGCACUGUCUUCAUAGUUAGAACGUGCGGUUUGAUGUGCCAGCAAAGUUACUCUGUCUGGAUCAGGAAGGGACAUUGAAUACGCCGAGCGCCACAGCUGGCCUGAUCUGAGACCUGAGCACAGAGGAGUAGAAAGGCGGGAGGGUUCCGUCCGCCCCGCCAGCCGCGCGGCUCUGCUAGGCCACUCACGGCACGCGCGGCUGCACUCUUGGUGUAGCUUUUACCCUGUUGUGCUCAGGUUGUUAAGUGCCAUCCCCAACCUCCUGUUGUUAAGACAGAGAAAUGCAGAACGUUUUCUGCUUGUAGCAGACUAGGAAAGAGCCGUUGUUUCCAAGGUUUAAUAAGUAAAGGUGUAAAAACAAGGAUCUUUUUUCUUUAUAUUUAUUUGUUUGAAAGGCAAAGUUAGAGAAAGAUAGGUCGCCCAUUCUCUGGUUCACUCCCCAGAUGGCCAAAGCCAGGACUCCAUCCAGAUCUCCCACUUGGGUGCAGGGGCCCCAGCACUUGGGCCACUACUGCUGCUUUCCUAGGCCACAGCAGGGAGCUGGAUCAGCAAUGGAGCAGCUGGACUCAAACCAACACUCAUGGGACGCUGGCAUUAUAGCAGCACACAGACCUGCCCCGGUGUUACUCAGAGACAAACAGGGAGCGUGUUCAUUGGAGGAGAGCACAAAGACGGACGCCGUCCCAAAGGAUGCGAAAGUAGGAGGACGUUGCUGCUUGGCGCAGCUGCAGAUUCGCCCGAGCGAUGGAGGGGCUGCUGCACUACAUCAACCCGGCGCACGCCAUCUCCCUCCUGAGCGCCCUCAACGAGGAGCGCCUCAAGGGGCAGCUGUGCGACGUGCUGCUCAUCGUGGGCGACCAGAAGUUCCGCGCGCACAAGAACGUGCUGGCCGCCAGCAGCGAGUACUUCCAGAGUCUGUUCACCAACAAGGAGAACGAGGCGCAGACCGUGUUCCAGCUCGACUUCUGCGAGCCGGACGCCUUCGACAACGUGCUCAACUACAUUUACUCCUCGUCGCUGUUCGUGGAGAAGAGCAGCCUCGCCGCCGUGCAAGAGCUGGGCUACAGCCUGGGCAUCUCCUUCCUGACGAACAUCGUUUCCAAGACCCCUCACGCCCCCUUCCCGGCAUGUCCCAACAGGAAGAAAGCGUUCGCAGACGACGACGAGAACAGUUCUCAGAAGAGAAGUGUCAUCGUUUGUCAGAGCAGGAACGAAGCACCAGGAAAAGGCGCCGGGCAGAACCCGCCGGACCUCGGCCACGGUUCCCGGCCCUCCGCCAGCGUGCCGGUGAAGACCAGCACCGGGAAGCCACACGCGCCAAAGGCCGCCGAGCAGAUCCACAGCUUGGCGUUCACGGAGAAGACCUGGCCCAAAGAUAGCUGUGCGGGACCGGCCAAGGCUCCCGAGCAGCCCGGCUCCCUGGCGGACGCCACCAGGAGCAGUCUGGGGAAGAGGAACGCGGCGCUGCCUUCCAAGCCGCCCCAGGACAGGGAAGGCGUGGAUGAGAAGGUGGGCGCGCAGCUUCCCAAGGGAAAAGCCAUCGAGCUGGCCCUGAGAAGACCGCGGCCGCCCGUCCUGGCUCUCCGGAGCGCGUCCGAGACCCCCUACCUGGUAAAAGAAACCAACAAGGGCAGCGGCCAGGGCGAGGACAGAAACCUGCUGUACUACUCCAAGCUGGGCUUGGUGAUCCCGUCCGGCGCGCCGCGGCCCGCCGACCAGAGCAUCGACAGGAGCGGCCCGCUCGUCAAGAGCCUGCUGCGACGGUCCCUGUCGAUGGACAGCCAGGUUCCUGUCUACUCGCCCUCCAUCGAGCUGAAAUCCCCCCAGGGAGCACCUGUGCUGUCUGGCGAUGCGGCAGGGAGUGUCUUCUGUGCGUUAUCGCAGAAGUCAUCUUUGAAAGAUAGCAGCGAGAAGCCGGCCCUGGACGACAGGCCUCCAGCGCUGCAGCCGCACCGCCUCAGGUCCUUCAGCGCUUCCCAGUCCACGGACAGGGAGGGGGCCUCCCCGGUGACGGAGGUGCGCAUAAAGACCGAGCCCAGCAGCCCGCUCUCGGAGCCCUCGGACAUCAUCCGGGUCACCGUGGGGGACGCCGCCGCCGCCUCGUCGCCGCUGGUCACGAGAGACCUGCCUGUCAAAACGGAAGACGACGCUAAGGACAUGAGCAGACUCCCGGCCAAGAGGAGGUUCCAGGCGGACAGACGGCUGCCCUCCAAGAAGCCCAGGGCGAGCGAGCACGGGUCGCCGGGGCCGGAAGAUCACUUCGAGGAGGGCUCGAGCCCCACCCUCCUCAACGCCGAUCAUUUUGCAGAUUCUGAUUUGAAUAAAGACGAAUUUGGUGAGUUGGAGGGGACGAGACCAAACAGAAAGUUUAAGUGCAAACACUGCCUUAAGAUCUUUAGAUCAACGGCGGGCCUCCACCGCCACACUAACAUGUACCACAACCCAGAGAAGCCCUACGCUUGUGACAUCUGUCACAAGAGGUUUCACACCAACUUCAAAGUCUGGACACACUGUCAGACCCAACACGGCAUAGUGAAGAACCCGUCACCAGCCGCUAGCUCCCAUGCGGUUUUGGAUGAGAAAUUCCAGAGAAAGCUGAUUGACAUAGUGAGGGAGAGAGAGAUUAAGAAGGCGCUGAUCAUUAAGCUGAGGCGCGGCAAGCCGGGCCUUCAGGGCCAGAGUAGCUCGCAGGCACAGCAAGUCAUCAAGAGGAACUUGCGAUCGCGGGGCAAAGGAGCACACAUUUGCACCCACUGUGGAAAAGCCUUCCGCUUUCUCUCGCAAUUUAAGCAGCACAUAAAAAUGCACCCGGGAGAGAAACCCCUUGGAGUACAUAAAGUGGUUAAGCCAAAAGCGCAGGCUCCUCUCGCCAGCCCGGCAGAGGACAAGGAGGUUUACCAGUGCCGCCUCUGUAAUGCUAAGCUCUCUUCUCUCGUAGAGCAAGGAAGCCACGAGCGCUUGUGCCGGAACGCGACCGUGUGCCCCUACUGCAGCCUCAGGUUCCUUUCGCCCGAGCUGAAGCAGGAGCACGAGGGCAGGUGCGAGCACAGGAAGCUGACCUGCCUGGAGUGCAUGCGCACCUUCAAGUCCUCCUUCAGCAUCUGGCGGCACCAGGUGGAGGUGCACAACCAGAACAGCAUGGCCCCCUGCCAGAGCUCCCCCGGGCCCGCCCUGGACCACGACGGCGAAGUCACGGGCGCCUCCAGGCCCCAGCCCCAGCCCGAGCCCAGCAAGGGGAACCAUGUGGCCGCCACCAAGGACGACGGCGUGUUCAGUGACUCCUCGGAGCAGGCCACCUUCGACUCGGAGGAUUCCGCCUGCCUCCCCGAAGACCUCAGCCUUUGCAAGCAGCUGAAAAUCCAAGUCAAAGAGGAGCCCGCGCCGGAGGCCGAGGACGCGGCGCCCGAGGCCAGCCCCGCCCCCAGAGAGGCGGCCGCCAGCAAGGACGCGGGCUUGUGGCCCUGCGAGAAGUGCGGGAAGACGUUCACCGUGCACAAGCAGCUGGAGCGGCACCAGGAGCUGCUGUGCUCGGUGAAGCCGUUCAUCUGCCACGUGUGCCACAAAGCGUUCCGCACCAACUUCCGGCUCUGGAGUCACUUCCAGUCCCACAUGUCUCAGGCUACAGAGGAGGCGGCGCACAAGGAAUCGGAAGCAGCGUGCCCCGUUCCCACGAACUCGCCCUCGCCCCCGCCCCUCCCCCCAGCCCUGCCCAAGAUCCAGCCGCUGGAGCCUGACAGCCCCACGGGCCUGUCCGAAAACCCCGCUCCUGCCACGGACAAACUGUUCGCACCCCAGGAAUCGGACACGCUCUUCUACCACGCCCCCCCCCUGUCGGCAAUCACAUUUAAGCGGCAGUUUAUGUGCAAGCUUUGCCACAGGACUUUCAAAACUGCGUUCAGUCUUUGGAGUCACGAACAGACGCACAAUUAAGAGAUCGGCGCUCGUGCCCUGUUACGAAACGGGAGGCCCUCUCUGGAGUCCACCCGCGUUGUGAAAUGUGUCAUGAGAAACAAAAUACUUUUCAAAAAAGUAACAAAGGUUGGAAAUUGUUAUGCUUGAAUUUUACGUUUUUUUUUUGAGAUAAAACUGGUAUUCAUUAGUACUGUCCUUACUCAACUUUAGGAAUAAAUAUAUUGUGGUUCCAGACCUUACAGUAACAAGAUAGCUUGAUUUUGUUAUUGUUGAAAUUGGAUUAGACUUGGUUGUUUGCAUGGUUGCUCAUUCCAAGGUGUCAGUAUCAUCAUUCAAUUGAGGUUUCUGGUUUUUGUUCUGUUUUGUUUUUUACUGAUUUGUGACUCGUGGAAAGCUGUCAAAGGAUUUCUUCUUUUGAUUAUUCAACACCUAAGUUAACACCUGUUAAAUCCUAGCCACGUGCUCAGGCCCACAGCUGUAUCAGGACGUGGGCAGUGUGCUGUGUGGAUUUAGAUCUUAGAACACUUUAGCAAUAAAAAGAUGAUAAAACCUCAACUUCAAUAAGUUAUCCUGACACUUGAUAAAAAAUAUUUGGUAUUUUGUGGUCAUGUAGAUCUUUUGUAUGAACAUUGUAAAAAUUUAAAUCAGCAAUAGUAACACUUUAGAUUUUUACAAAAUGACAAAACUUGCUCUCAGCCACCUGACGUAAGGAGCGAUGGCCAGACCUAAGGGAAGCUGGGAAAUGGGAAGGCGAUUGCGGAAGUCCACCUGUGGCCCUCGGCGAGCGUGGGACACCCGCAGCCAGGGGCAGACCCACUGGAGGGCCUCUGCGUGGUUUCCUCGAUUUGAAGCUGUCACACACCGAAAACCCCGCGUGCAGCUGGCGCAGAGGCUAGCCGACGUGUGGCACUGGUUUGAGCGACAGACGAGGUCAGGGCCGCACACAGGCAGAUCCCCCAGCCUGGGGACGGCGCCCUCAGCUGGGCGGGGCGCAGCACGGCUCCCACGGCUUUUCAGAAGCAGUGCACGCAGGAGACCCUUGUCUUGCCUCUGUCCUGUGCAGUGACCUCUGGCGGGACUUGUGGGCAUCUACGGUUACUGUGCCGCUCGCUCCCUGUUUAAAGUCUCGUGAACGUGAGCUAUCAAGGGUCCAGCGUUAGUUUUUGCUACUUUUGGCCCAUAGGGUUUGGGCUCUUUCUGUUCUCCUUUUUCCUGUUCUGUACAAGUUGUCAUUAGACGCCGUGCCGUAGGUCUUACCCAAAGUUCCAUGCGGUGUUGGGAAAGGCAACCUUUGAUUUCACCAUAUGGGAGGAGGUUAGAGAUGUGAAAGAAAUUGUGAAGCCACAGUAGUCUAAGGUCGUGAUCCCAAUUAAAUCUUCAGUUUUCUAAGUCUUCUUACAAGCUGGUCUUUCAGAUAGAAAAAUGAACCCCGUGCUGAGAUCGCCCCAAGUCUGUGCUUGAGACGAGCGCUCUGCCCGCAGUCUGGGUGCCCGCGUCCACAGCAGCGGGGGGACAGAGCCGGAAGAAGGAGCAUUCGCGUGAAAUACCAAUUGACUUUGUGCAGAUCAGAAAUGCUAUGUACAAUUUUCCUUUUAUUCUUUCACCUGGGGAAAAAAAUCCCAAACUACUUUAGUAGUUACUGUUUUGUUCUUCGAUGGGAAAAGGGAAACAAAACGAGAUUCAGUUCCUGACUGUUCCCUGAAGAGAUCUAUGCAUCUUAGAGGUAAGACCAGUGCGGCACGUGGCAUCUCGGCCUGGGCCUCUUGGUAGCCGUCACUGCUUCUGAACAGAGACGUUUCCCUCAGAACGCGCGUGCGUGGUGAGCGCAGCCGGGUUGAUUCCGUGGCACCUGCUAUCUUGGCAUUGUAAACUCACCAUCCUAGGACUUGAACCUUUAUUCUACACUUUUGAAGAUUUUUUUAAGAAUAGUGCUGUUAAUCAGUAAAAAAAAAAAAUAUUUUUGAUCUAAAUAUAGACUGCAUAACAUGUUAGAUUUAAACAGUUACCAGUGUUCCGUAUUCACAUUUUUGUCUAGGCAGGAAAUAGAAGAUUUCAAGUAAAAUUUUGAACCAAAAACAUUUAUACCGCAGUUCUGGGUUUUCUAUUACUUUUUAUACUGUACCUUAAAAAGCAGUAGGCUGAAAGAGUUUAUUUUGGUGGUCAAAAAAAUAAAAUAUGCUUCUACUCGUGUAAACUAUUUUAAAUGUUGCGAAGUAAAAUAAUAAGAGACACAUUCGUUGUUUCAUUCAGUUAGAGAGUGCUCAUCUCGCCUGUGGGCAGGCGUUGGCCUCUCCUUACCGGAGCUCCGUGGCUGGGGAAGACACUCUGGGGAUGUUUUUCCUGACUGUAAUUAAUGUCUGGAUGUGUAGAAAACGCACUGUUCCUUGUAAGUAUCGAGGAUGCCUGCUUUUUUAUGCCGUUGUGGAAAGAAUGUAAAAUGUUUUAAUAUAUUCUUUGUUAAUCUAAGAAUCUUAUUGAGUCAUUUUCUUUAUGUGGGGGAGGGGGGAUCACAGGAAACGUGCUUUUAUCAGUCGAGUAAGCAAUGGAGAUAACAAACAGCAUGGCUGGCCCUAGGCUGUCCUGGUUCAGGCUGGGUCGCCCAGUGUUCACCUUUAAACUGGUUGGCGUUGGCCUGCAUUUGUCACUUUGCCAGAACCGUUCAGUGACUUGUUUGCAUUUCUGGAGAGGUGAGCUGAAUCCUGGGGGUUCGGGGUGGAUCGUUUGUUUUUCCCCUUCUCUGUGAAAAUUGGUCCUCAGCGCCCUCCAGAGCCACACGUGGCCCCACUGGUGCUAAGGAGAGCAGCGGCUGCGCGCGAGACCGAGGGCCUGGUCAGGGAGGGGCAGACAAGCAGCAGAACCAAAGUUGGCCUUUGUUGCAUGUGUGUGUGUGUGUGUGCGCACGCGCCAUAACCUGGAACUUUUUACGAAGUAAAAUUACCCAAAUUUUCUUAGUACGACAACUACUCACCAUUCCUAACACUUCAUUUUAAAUUGUCUGGUCAGCCAUCACUGGAAUAUUACAAAUCCGCCCAUCAGGUCCGAUGUCUCUGAGGUCAGAAGGCAGUGCUGGCGUGAUUGACGCUAGAAGUGUUCUUUAACACUGGCUACUGAACUUGAGUUUUUGGAGCAGGUUUUUCCCUCCCCUGUGGCUUCCGCACUUUAAGACACUUGGGUGUUUGUGCAAUUCCCAGGCGCCCCCACCAGUCCGGGUGUGCCCCGGCCCCGCCCCGCCACAACGGGGAGAAUCCGAGUCUGGAUUCUGGGGGAGGGAGAAAAAUGCGGUAACGGCAGGGUGUUGCAGUUCCUUUCAGAAGCAGUCAUUUGGGAACCAAAGUGUUUUACUGUAACAGUUGAACUCAGGGCUCCGGGUUCUGUGCUACCCAGACUCCCCACAGAGCCCUCCGUGGUUAAUACUAACUGUCAUUUCUUACUGACCUUAAUCCAAGACUUUGCAGUUUUCCACCGAAUACGUAUUUGCUGUUACAAAUGAGUGGUUUUAUAACUUUUGUCAUCCUAUGCCUUAGCAGAGCGAGCCGUUCAAUGUUACUUAGGGAUCAGCUUUUGUGGACUCGCUGGCUCGUAGUGAAGUGGGAUUUCUAUCUGAUGUUAAUCCAUUGCUUACUUGUACCCAAUUCUGUUUUCCGUUUACUUUGCUUAAACCUUAACUGAGAUGAUUGGAGUCAAUAAAUUUGUACUGUAUUUUGCCUCGA
This is a messenger RNA of Lepus europaeus (European hare), 11911 nucleotides long. It is a transcript of the gene ZBTB21, whose product is annotated as zinc finger and BTB domain containing 21. Gene Ontology annotation, cellular component: nucleus. Gene Ontology annotation, biological process: negative regulation of DNA-templated transcription; regulation of transcription by RNA polymerase II. The record is from RefSeq and is a predicted model, not a curated record. NCBI's taxonomy places the organism in Eukaryota, Metazoa, Chordata, Mammalia, Lagomorpha, Leporidae. The transcript is spliced from 2 exons. Gene Ontology annotation, molecular function: RNA polymerase II cis-regulatory region sequence-specific DNA binding; protein binding; DNA-binding transcription factor activity, RNA polymerase II-specific. Bases 5034 to 8219 code for a protein of 1061 amino acids.